This is a messenger RNA of Strongylocentrotus purpuratus (purple sea urchin), 1002 nucleotides long. Its product is annotated as octopamine receptor beta-2R-like. The transcript has a single exon. The coding region runs from base 1 to 1002 and encodes 333 amino acids. Gene Ontology annotation, molecular function: G protein-coupled serotonin receptor activity; G protein-coupled acetylcholine receptor activity. NCBI's taxonomy places the organism in Eukaryota, Metazoa, Echinodermata, Echinoidea, Camarodonta, Strongylocentrotidae. The record is from RefSeq and is a predicted model, not a curated record. Gene Ontology annotation, biological process: adenylate cyclase-inhibiting G protein-coupled acetylcholine receptor signaling pathway; G protein-coupled receptor signaling pathway, coupled to cyclic nucleotide second messenger; chemical synaptic transmission. Gene Ontology annotation, cellular component: dendrite; synapse; membrane.
AUGGAUCCUUACAAUCUUACCACAGGUAUACCUGAAGUACAACAGGAUAUAUCUUAUGUUCGCUAUGUGUUGGUCAGUGUCUUCUUUCUGCCGUGUGCCAUUGUCAUUUUUGUCGGAAACACAUUUGUCCUGUUGGCGUACAAGAGGGACAAACGGAUCCGGAGAAAUACAACCAACGCCUAUAUCCUCAACCUUGCUGUGGCCGACCUUCUUGUGGGUGUUGACAUGGCAAUUCAUUUCCCUAUAUAUCUUACAGGUAAGUGUAAGUUUGGCGGGGCGUUUUGUAUCGUCUUGAUGGCGCUGGACUACACAGCGACGGACAUGUCUAUAAUGACGAUCAUCGCCAUCAGCGUCGACAGGUACCUUAUGGUGCACAAUUCCCUACGGCAUCUAUCGAGACAAUCCCACAAGAAGGUAGCCAUCAAUUGCAGUAUCCUCUGGAUGACCUGUCUAGCUGCCCAUUCGACUCUUGCCUUCACCUACUCCUCAAUGACAGGAUUCCUGCAUGAUGAGAACAGAAUAGCCGCGUGUGACCUUGGGUACGGAAAGAACCUGGUCGUCCUCAUUGUAAUGUUCUUAAUCGAGUUCCUGGUUCCUGCUAUAUGCGUCUCCGCCCUCAAUCUCACAGUGUAUUUUCGUUUGAAGAGACGUACCAACAAGCUCCAAACCAGGCAAGGUCGAGACCACCAAGUAUCAUCUGUGUCUCGGACAACCUCCUUGGAAAACGAUGACAUGCAGAUUCAUGGAAGCGGAUCAGGUUCUCAACACCAAAAAGCGGCAAGGUUCUUGGCAUUGCUUCUGAUCGCCUUCACAUUAUGCUGGUUGCCCUUUUAUAUCAACGGAUGCUAUACAUUUUUAUAUUCCUCUGGUCUUCAUAAUGAAGCGCUUACCCAUCUCGUGACAUUCGUUCUGUGGAUGGGUUCUGCCAUAAAUCCAUUCUUGUACGCUUUCACCAACGUCUUCUUCAAGGAGAAUUUUAAGCACUUUUUGAGAUGCAAGUGA